UGGGGCGUGGCCCGGAGCCGGGAGGAACCCUGGUAAGAGCCGCGUAGCCGGAGCCGGGAGGAACCGCUGUGCGCGCCGCCGUGUUUCCGGGCGGAGACACUCAGGGCGCGACGCUUGUCUGUUACCCACAGAGGCCCGCCGCCGCUGUGCCAGGCGCGGCCAUGAAGUUUCGGGCCAAGAUCGUGGACGGGGCCUGUCUGAACCACUUCACACGAAUCAGUAACAUGAUAGCCAAGCUUGCCAAAACCUGCACCCUCCGCAUCAGCCCUGAUAAGCUUAACUUCAUCCUUUGUGACAAGCUGGCUAAUGGAGAGGUGAGCAUGUGGUGUGAGCUGGAACAGGAGAACUUCUUCAACGAAUUUCAAAUGGAGGGUGUCUCUGCAGAAAACAAUGAGAUUUAUUUAGAGCUAACAUCGGAAAACUUAUCUCGAGCCUUGAAGACUGCCCAGAAUGCCAGGGCUUUGAAAAUCAAACUGACUAAUAAACACUUUCCCUGCCUCACGGUCUCCGUGGAGCUGUUAUCUAUGUCAAGCAGUAGCCGCAUUGUGACACAUGACAUCCCCAUAAAGGUGAUUCCUAGGAAAUUGUGGAAGGACUUACAAGAACCGGUGGUCCCAGAUGCUGAUGUUAGUAUUUAUUUACCAGUCUUGAAGACUAUGAAGAGUGUUGUGGAAAAAAUGAAAAACAUCAGCAAUCACCUUGUUAUUGAAGCAAAUCUAGAUGGAGAAUUGAAUUUGAAAAUAGAAACUGAAUUAGUAUGUGUUACAACUCAUUUUAAAGAUCUUGGAAAUCCUCCAUUAGCCUCUGAAAGCACCCAUGAAGACAGAAAUGUGGAACACGUGGCUGAAGUGCACAUAGAUAUUAGGAAGCUCCUACAGUUUCUUGCUGGACAACAAGUAAAUCCCACAAAGGCCUUAUGCAAUAUUGUGAAUAACAAGAUGGUACAUUUUGAUCUGCUUCAUGAAGACGUCUCCCUUCAGUAUUUCAUCCCUGCACUGUCCUAGCACCCUGUCGCUGAAGUUGGCAUGCAGAGACUUUGUCAGGAUGGGAGAGGCCGUAGGCGUUGUGUUCUGAUCACUGGUCUGUGUCCUCACAGCACCGCACAUCGACACGCUGUACUUACUUGUCCCUCUCUAACAUUUUAACUAAAAGUUGGUUUAACAACACACAGUUGGAUAAACAUAUCACUUCAUGUUGCUCAUGUCUGUUUUGUUUUGUUUUUAAGACACUGAAAAGCUAGAAUUUAUUUAUUCAGACUUUAAAGAACAAUUUCUCACUGAUAUUGUGAAAAUCCUCAUGUAUUUAGAUGGUGUAGUAGCCAGAAUUCGUAAAGCUGUUGCCUGGGAGCUUGGUACUUUCCCUCCAGGCAGAGGCUGUAGCUCAGCACGGCCUGUAGCGCACAGUUAGUCUUGCAUUGCAGUGUGUUCACCCUGCUUGCUCCUGCCCCUUGGAGCCCAGUGACAGAAAGGACAGCCUCUGUCACCCCACCGCCACUGCCUUGGUUACUCAGAGCGCUGUGGGGUGUCACAGCUGCAGCAUUUGGAGUCUGUCUCUUGCUGAGGACUCAAGCCCACCUGAGUCCACUCCCCUCUUUUGAUGCCUGGAGAGCUGGCCCAGCCAACACAGCUCUUAGCUGGGAGCUCCUUCUGCCAUUCCAAUUAGUUUCUUCCUGGGGACAGUUUUGGGUUUAGGUUGUAAUUCCUUAUAUUUCUUUCUUCCACAGUGCAUCGGAUCUGUCGUUCUGGAAAGAAGACUCUUCUAUUUAGAGUAAAAACAAACGAAACUUCUAAGGUAUCAUCUAUGUUAAGUGAUGAGACCAUAUUUCUUUGAUGUUUCUGAACAUCAAAGCUGAUUCAGUACUGGUAGAUGUGCUCAUUCUCCCUGAACAUACCCAUCAUAUUUCCUAUUAUAAUUACAUCUCAUUGUCCUGUGGAGGUGGACAUGAUAAACAUUAUCUUUUGUUUUUUUGUUUUGUUUGAGACAGGGUCUCCCUCUGUCACCCAGACUAGAGUGCAGUGCCACAAUCAUGGCUCACCGCCUUGACCUCCUUGGAUCAAGGCAUCCUCCCACCUCAGCUUCCUGACUAGCUGGGACUACUGGUGUGUGCCACCACACCCAGCUAAUUUUUAAUUUUUCGUAGAGACAGGGUCUCACUGUGUUGCCCAGGCUGGUCUUGAACUCCUGGGCUCAAGACACCUGCCCACCUGGGCCUCCCAAAGUGCUGGGAUUACAGGCAUUAGCCAUCACACCCAUCCAUAAACAUUAUGUUAAUGUCACAUUACAAAACUGAGACCUAAGUUACUUAGGAUAAGAUGAAAUGGAAGACUUUCUAACAUGAAAAUUUAUAUUUUGGCUUUUUCAUGUUUUUUGGUAAAGCCAGUGUAUUUGAAUGAUUCUUUUGAUGUUUAAUAAUGGUUUUUUUGUUUGUUUUUUUUUUGAGUUGGAGUCUCGCUCUGUCACCAGGUUAGAGUGCCAGUGGCACGAUCUUGGCUUACUGCAACCUCCGCCUCCCAAGUUCAAGCGAUUCUCCUGCCUCAGCCUCCCAAGUAGCUGCUACUACAGGCACAUAGUAGUUACCACGCCCGGCUAAUUUUUGUAUUUUUAGUAGACACGGGGUUUCACUAUGUUGGCCAGGAUGGUCUUGAUCUCUUGACCUCGUGAUCCACCCGCUUUGGCCUCUCAAAGUGCUGAGAUUACAGGCAUGAGCCACCACGCCUGGCCUAUGUUUAAUAAUGUUUAAAUAGGAUGGAAUAUUUUAUUAAAUUAACAUUUUAAAAUUAGAAGACACCAUUUUGAUUUUUAAACCCUUUCUCCUCUCGUAACAAAAUUCCAGCUGCAGUGAGAAAACUUAAAAAUCACGAUACAAAAUGAAACAAUAUCUGAAAGUAGUUUUAUAAAACUGAAAUUGCUGUUAAAGAGAAUGUAUUAGUGACUUAACCAUUUGCUCUAUAUGAUGUUUAUUAUCAAAUACACAGAAGUUUGAAGAUUUUAAUGAAUGGCCUAAGACUUUAUCUUUGUGUAGAAUGUGGCUAAAGAAACCUUAGUUGAGAUUCAAGAAGUUGGUGUCUGUUUCUGAUUCUUAUCACAACUUGCUACUUAGUGUCUACCAAGUCCUCCACCUCUUUGCUCCUCAAAGAGCUGUGAAAAAUGAUGGCAGGAGCCGGUACAAAACCACAGACUUAGAGAAGGGCACAGAAAUGGCAAUUUAAUCCAUUUAGAGGAAUGAAUAUAAUUUGAAAAAUUAACUUAUUUCAAGACUGACAUCUCAAAGUGUUGAGACCUUUUUUAAAAUAGCUUUCUGGAUUUUGAGACAUACUUUUACUGGCUGUGAUUUAUAAGAAUUUGUGGUUUGUGGAGUACUUUCCUAAAUGCCAGGGUGAAAUAAGGCAGUCCCAUGCCUUGCCUGCCCUGGGCUCAGCCUCACUUCCUUUUGGUAGGCACAUCUUUUCUCUCCUCCCUUGUUCUGCUCUCCCCCAGCAUAUACCUCCUAGCCCCAGGCAAUUACUUGUCUAAAAUCUAUCUCUAUAUAUUUGCCUAUUCUGGUUUUUAGCUUUUUUUUUCCUGAGGGAGACAGGGUCUGGCUCUGUCCCCCAGGCUGGAGUGCAGUGGUACAGUCACUGCUCACUGCAGUCUCAAACUCCUGGGCUUAAGCAGUCCUCCUGCCUCACCCUCCCAAGUAGCUGGAACUACAGGUGUGUGCCACUGUGCACAACUAAUUUUUUUUUUUUUUUUUUUUUUGAGACAGAGUCUUGCUCUUUCGCCCAGGCCAGAGUGCAGUGGUGCGAUCUCGGCUCACUGCAAGCUCCGCCUCCCGGGUUCACGCCAUUCUUCUGCCUCAGCCUCCCGAGUAGCUGGGACUACAGGCACCUGCCACCGCGCCCGGCUAAUUUUUUGUAUUUUUAGUAGAGAUGGGGUUUCACCGUGUUAGUCAGGAUGGUCUCGAUCUCCUGACCUCAUGAUCCGCCCGCCUCGGCCUCCCUAAGUGCUGGGAUUACAGGCGUGAGCCACCGCGCCCGGCCCUGCACAACUAAUUUUUAUAUUUUUUGUAGAGAUGAGGUUUUGCCACGUUGCCCAGGACUCCUGGGCUCAAGCAGUCUGCCUGCCUCAGCCUCCCAAAGUGAUAGGAUCACAGCCAUGAGCCACCACACCCAGCAAUUCUUUUUAUCCAAGAAUUUUAUCAGCUCAGUUUUGAAGUCAUUCUGUGCCAUAUCGGAGACACUUAAGAAUUUCCCAUUCCAGUUGCCCCUGGCUAGCAUCCAAGUGGCCCUGCCGUCCUCUUCCAGCCCUUCCUUGGCCCAGCAGGGAACUGCUUAGCCAUCAAGUCUGUAGGCUGAGUUUACAGUGAGGGACUGCCUGGUGUGAAGGAGCCCACUCUUGGGGACCUAGAAUGUGGCCUCAACAGUAGUCUUGGGGCUGGAAUUCUGCUUCAGCCUCUAGGCAAAGGUGUUUAAUGACAUUCAUGUUCUUAGUGUGUGUUGCCAAUUUAUCAAAGCAUCCAUCGUUUUGAAGAGAUAACAAUUCAGUACUUUUAAAACAGCUGUAUUGAGAUAUAAUUCACAAAUCACACAAUUCAACCAUUUAAAAUAGACUGUCUAGUGGUUUUUAGUAUGUUCUCAGAGUUGUACAACCAUCACCACUAUCAAUUUUAGAACAUUUUCAUCACCCAAUAGAGAAACUUCUUAACCAUAAAUAAUCAUUUUUCAUUUUUCUCUCCUCCCUUAUUCUGCUCUCCCCCACCAUAUACCUCCUGGCCCCAGGCAAUUACCUGUCUAAUAUCUGUCUCUAUAUAUUUGCCUAUUCUGGGUUUUAGCUCUUUUUUUUUUUCUUGGGGGAGACAGGGUCUGGCUCUGUCCCCCAGGCUGGAGUGUAGUGGUACAAUCACGGCUCACUGCGGUCUCAAACUCCUGGGCUCAACCAAUCCUCCUGCCUCACCCUCCCAAGUGGCUGGAACCACAGGUGUGUGCCACUGUGCCCGACUAAUUUCUGUAUUUUUUGUAGAGAUGAGGUUUUGCCACAUUGCCCAGGCUGGUCUCAAACUCCUGGGCUCAAGCAGUCUGCCUGCCUCAGCCUCCCUAAGUGCUAGGACCACAGGCAUGAGCCACCACACCCAGCAAUUCUUUUUAUCUAACUGUAAUUAUAUAUCGUUGACCAGGAUCUCCCUUACCCGCUGCCCCCAAACACUUAAGCAUCUGGUAACCACCAUUCUACUCUCUCCUAUGAGAUUUGCUUUUUUAGAUUCUAAAUAUAAGUGAGAUCGUGCACUGUCUGUGCCCAGCUUAUUUCACUUAACAUAAUAUUCUCCAGGGGUUCAAUCAUGUGGUUGCAAAUGACAAGAUUUUGUUCUUUUUUUUUCGCUGAAUAGUACUCCAUUGUUAUGUCCAUUUUGUUUAUCUAUUCAUUUCUUGAUGGUCACUUAGGUUGCUUCCAUAUCUUGGCUAUAGUGAGUAAUGCUACAGUGGACAUGGGAGUGCAAGAUGUCUUUUUGAUGUACUGAUUUCAUUUCCUUUGUGUAAAUACCCAGUUGUGGGAUUGCUGGAUUGUAUGGUAGUUCUAUUUUUAAUAUUUUGAAGAACCUCCAUACUGUUUGCCUUAAUGGGGAUACUAAUUUACAUUUCCUCUAACAGCGUACAGAAGUUUCCUUUUCUCCACAUCCUUGCCAACACUGCUGUCUUUUUUUUUUUUUUUUUCCCAAGAAAGGCCCAAACAAAGCUAAUCUUUUAUCUUGUUGGUAAUGGCCAUUUUAACUGGUAUGAGGUGACUGAGGUGGUAUCUCAUUGUGGUUUUGAUUUUCAUUUUCUUGAUGAUUAAUGAUGUUGAACAUUUUUUCAUAUACCCAUUGGCCAUUUGCUUGUCUUUCGAGAAGUCUAUUCAGGUCUUUUGCCCAUUUUAAAAUAGGGUUAUUUGUUUUCUUACUAUUAAGUUGUUUGAGUUCCUUUUAUAUUUUAGAUAUUAAACCUUUGUUGGAUGUAUAGUUUGCAAAUAUAAUAUUUUCUCCCAUUCGAUAGGUUGUCUCUUCGCAGAAGCUUUUUAGUUUGAUGUAGUUUGAUUUGCCCAUUGUUUGCUUUUGUUGCCUGUGCUUUUGAAGUCUUGUUCAUAAAAUUCUUGCCCAUAUAAAUGUAAUGAAGGAUUUCCCCUGUGUUUCCUCUAGCAGUUUUAUAGUUUCAGGUCUUACAUCUGUGUCUUUAGUUCAUCUUGAGUUGAUUUGUGUAGAUGGUGGGAAAUAAGGGUUUAAUUUCAUUCUUCUGCAUAUGGAUUUUCAGUUUUCCCAGCAUCAUUUAUAGAAAGACUGUCCUUUCCUUUCAAUAAGUGUGUGUUCUUGGCACCUUUGUUGAAUAUCAGUUGGCUGUAAAUGUGUGGAUUUAUUCCUGGGUUCUCUGUUCCGUUGAUCUAUCUGUUUUUAUACCAGUACCAUACUGUUUUUAUAACUUUAGUUUUAUGGCAUAUUUUGAAGUCAGGUAUUAUGAUGCCUCCAGCUUUGUUCUUUUUGUUCAAGAUUACUUUGGCUAUUCAAGGUCUUUUGUGGUUACAUACGAAUUUUAGGAUUUUUUUUCUAUCUCUGUGAAGAAUGUCAUUGGUAUUUUGAUAGGAAUUGCACUGAAUCUGCAGAUUGCUUUGGACAGUAUGAACAUUUAAGAAAUAAUUCUUUCAAUCCAUGAACACAGGAUAACUUUCCAUUUAUUUGUGUCUUCGGUUUCUUUCAUCAGUGUUUUAUAGUUUUCCUCCUAGAGGUUUUUCACCAUGGUUAAGUUUAUUUCUAGAUAUAUAUAUAUAUAUUUUUUUUUGUAGCUAUUGUAAAUAGGAUUUUCUUGAUUUCUUUUUCGUAUAGUUCACCAUUAAUGUAUAGAAAUGAUAUGGUUUAUGGCCGUAAUCCCAGCACUUUGGGAGGCCAAGGCAGGUGAGUUGCUUGAGCUCGCGAGUUUGCGACCAGCCUGGGCAACAUGGCAAAACCCUUUCUCUACAAAAAAUACGAAAAUUAGCCAGGUGUGGUGGUCCCAACUACUUGGGAGGCUGAGAUGAGAGGAUUGGUUGAGCCCAGGGGGUUGAGGCUGCAGUGAGCUGUGAUUGCAACACUGCACUUCAGCCUGGGCAACAGAGUGAGAUCUUGUCUCAAAAAAAAAAAGAAAUAAUACUAGUUUUUGUGUGUGGGUUUGUAUCCUGAAACUUUACUGGAUGUUUUUUAGUUCAAACAGUUUUUUUGGUGGAGCCUUUAGGAUUUUCUACACUUAUGAUCAUGUCAUCUGUAAACAGGGACAGUUUAACUUCCUCCUUUCCAAUUUGGAUGCCUUUUCUUUCUCUUGCCUAAUUGCCUAAUUACAGCAUGUUCCUAUUCUGUAAAUGUUCAAUGAACUACAGAAUGAUUCUUGGGUAGUUAAUUUUGUCAAUGUUGAUGAACUCUUUUCCUUCUCUGAAAGCAGCUACUUAGAGAUUUCAAUUCUGCGUGGCAAUUUGCAGCAUUUCUAGUGGUACUGCUCCACAUUUUACGGCUUUAUGAAGAAGGUGUUUACUUUUUUUGAAAUUACCUUGAGACGUUUCAAACCGUGCAAAAGAUAGAUGCACAAAAGCAAAUGUCUUGCAGUUUGCCAUAGCCACUAAUGCAUCAUCUGGCUCUUGAAUAGCUUUUAAUUCAGCUUUUAAAUCUCAGUUGAAUUUGAGCAAAACCUUCAUCUUCAUAUGUAUCUGGACAAAUUACUUCAAUUGCUUGAUAGUAAUGACCAAUCAAUUUAUUUAAAAUAGUAUAAUUUAGUAGGACAGUGUUUUUCUCUGGUUUGAGCAACGAAUUCAGCCAGUCCUCCGGGUUGUUCAUCAUCAUCAUCAUUUGGUUAUCAGUUCCUGAGUUAUUUUUACCAGGGAGUUUUAUACCUUUAGACAGCUAUUUUGAAUUAUCUCAGGAAUAUCAUAUAUCUCUGCCUCUUUAGAGUCAGUCACUGGCACUUUGUCUGUUUGGUGACAUCAUGUUUCCCUGACUGUUCUUCAUCUUUGUAGUUAUACAUUGAUAUCUGUGCAUUGAAUAUGUAGGUAUUUAUAAACAGUCUUUGCAAUCUGGCUUUGUCUGUGAUUGUCCUUGUACAGUAGGUCUGUCCAGAAAUUGUAAGCAUACUGUCUUUUUUGGUCUUUAAGCCCGUGAGCGCUACAGCCCGUGUAGUGCCAAAUGGUGCCCUAAGCCCAGGUUCCCUGCAGUCCGCUCUGUGAUUUGUUUGUUGAUUGCUGUGAGCCCCACCCCCAUUCUUUGUUUCUAAUUUACACCUAGCAGGCUAACCCUGCUGGCAUCUGCAGUGCUUCCAGUGGGAAAGGACCAUAGUGUACCCCUGUGAAGAGUCUCAGAAUGGUGGGGAAGGUGAAUGCCCACCUCCCGCUCUUUUUUCCACUGUAGAAACUGUGAUUCCAGAGAAAUUCUCUAAGUGGGGUGUCAUGAUCAAACAGAACCAUUCUCUUUACCCUCUGAUCAUGGUUUUUCUUGGCUCUGUGGUCCAGUGAGUUGUCACAGCUUCACUCCCAAUUUCUGGGAUAUUCAGGGCAAUAAUCUUGCCACUGGGUAUUUGCUAGUUGAAAUUAUGUGGUGGGGAGAGAAGCCAGGAACUUUCACUCCAUUUUGCUGAUGUCACUCUCGAAUUCUGUACUUUCAUAUGGAUUGUAAUAGGGAGGGUCUAAACGGAAGCUUCAGUUUUGGAUUUUUAGAGCUUCUUGUAAGUACAAUUGUUGAAUCAAGAGAUAAAAAAUGGUAUGUUGUAGCUGGAAAUACCCUGAGAUUAAAAAGGAGAUAAAUUAGCCCCAUUGGGACAGUGCUAUUGGGAAUUGAAUUGAUACCACUCUCCUGGAGUCUAGUCUAGUAUUUAUUUUACAUGGAAUGCCUGGAAAGAUGUGUGUCUCCUUUGACUCAAUACUUAUAGGGAUUUACACAAAGGUUAUAAUCAAAGAUGUUCUAGAACUGUUAUACUGGAAAAACACGAAAUAUUCUAAUUAUGAAUUAAUUGGGGAUUGGUUAAAUAAACUAUGGUUUGAUAUGCUCUAAAAAAUAAUGUUACAGAAAAAAGUGUACUGAUAUGGCAAAAUGUAUAUGACUUAUAGUUAAAAAAGCAGGUCAGAUGUUGAUAGAUACAGUAUGAUAGAAAAAGAUCAGGAAGGUAUAUGCUGACAUUUAAAUCUGCAUAUUUAUGAGUGUUUUUAUUUCAAUGUUUGUACCUACAUUUUCUAAAAAUUGUAUUACUAUCUUUGUAAUAAAGUAAAUUAUUUUUAAGGGACUAAAUAAUAAA
This is a messenger RNA of Symphalangus syndactylus (siamang), 9251 nucleotides long. RefSeq names its product HUS1 checkpoint clamp component (gene HUS1). Lineage: Eukaryota; Metazoa; Chordata; Mammalia; Primates; Hylobatidae. Gene Ontology annotation, biological process: telomere maintenance; mitotic intra-S DNA damage checkpoint signaling; meiotic DNA integrity checkpoint signaling. The record is from RefSeq and is a predicted model, not a curated record. Gene Ontology annotation, cellular component: checkpoint clamp complex; site of double-strand break; nucleolus.